This is a messenger RNA of Closterium sp. Yama58-4, 2253 nucleotides long. NCBI's taxonomy places the organism in Eukaryota, Viridiplantae, Streptophyta, Zygnematophyceae, Desmidiales, Closteriaceae. The record is from the annotation of a GenBank genome assembly.
AUGCCGGCGCUUGAAACCCUGCGUUUGGAGGAGGUGAGGGAGAUUACCGACCUGCCCGCCAGUCUCGGGCAGCUGCAGCGGCUGCGGCUCCUUUCAUUAACCUACUGCGACGAUUUAAGAUCAUUCCCCACCUCCCUUUCCUGCCUGCCUUCCCUGACGGACCUUAUUCUCGCCGGCCUAACACUCCACCAUCUGCCGGACGACGUCGGUUUCCUGCCACACCUACACACGCUCACGCUAGACAUCAAAACUCUCGCGCAUCUGCCUCACUCCAUAACCCUUGCCACUGCACUCAAGAAACUCACGCUGCAAAACUUCAGAGCUCUUCAAUCGCUACCCGAGGAUUUCGGGCAGCUGACUGCCCUGGAGACGCUGCGCUUAGCUAAGCUCCCGCAGCUUAGCCGCCUGCCGGCGUCGCUUGGCAACCUGACGAGCCUCAAGGAGCUGAAAAUAGCCGAGUGCAGCCUGCUGACGCAGCUUCCAGACUCCCUAAGUCAGCUAUCUUCCCUCGAGCGACUGCAAAUCAAUGACUGCUGCAAGCUGAGAUCGCUACCGCACGGCAUUGGGGAUGGUCUGCAUAGCUUGCGCAUACUGUGUCUGCUCGACUGCACGGCUCUCACCCACCUCCCUAGAUCCUUCUCCAGCCUUGCGUCCCUGCGACACCUAGCAAUCUGUGAAGCAACCAGCUUACGAGGCACACUACCAGGCAGGUUUUCCCACUUGACAAGCCUCAAGGAGCUCUAUCUCUCCUCCCUCAAUGCCUCCCUCCCUGCCUUCGCCUGCACCCUCACCAACCUCGUGGUCGUCAGGUCCACGCGAAUCAAGGCGGUGCCGGAGGAGAUCGGACGGCUGGGAGAGCUUGUUACACUUAAGCUCUCACAACUACCCAACUUGAAGUCGCUCCCUCGCUCGCUGUAUCAGCUGCCACGGUUAAAAUCUUUGCAUGUGAGUUCCUGCAGCGCAUUGGAGUCUCUGUUUGGGGAUGAAGACCAGGAGGGUGCGCGCACGGGGGGUGCACGCACGGGGGGUGCACGCUCGGGAGCCGCUGGGCAAGAGCGUGGGGGAAGAAUCGCCCGUCUGGAGCUAGCUGGUCACACGGGUAGCAACAGAGCCGCACGGGGGUGCGAGAAGAGUGGUACGGGUGUGUUGCUGCCAUCCCUGGAGGUCCUUGAGCUUGCAGAGCUUCCCCUGCAGCAGCUCGGUCCAUCGCUGGGCUGCUUCCCGUCGCUAACAAGCCUGCAAAUCCUCGACAUGGAUCGCCUCCAAUCGCUGCCAGAGUCCAUCUCUCGCCUCUCUUGCUUGCAGUCACUCGCGAUCAACCAUGCCAAAAGCCUGCUAGCUCUACCGAAGACGAUAGGGAAGCUCUCAGCACUCACAUCCCUCUAUUUGAACGGUCUCAUGGGCUUGACUGAGCUGCCCGAAUCAUUGGGGCAGCUGAAGAAGCUUCAGUCUCUUCAGAUUCACAACAGCCCGAGCCUAACGAGGCUUCCCGAGUCCUUCCCUGACCUCAGCGGAUUGCAGCGGUGUGGUUUGUCCAUUGUCGGAAUCUCGAGCUUUCCUCACGACUUCUGGAAGCUCUCUUCUCUCGUGGACCUCUCUUUGGCGUUCCUGCCCAAUCUCCGAAGCCUGCCCAAUAAUUUUUCGCAGCUGCCCGGUUUGGAGAACUUGGACCUGUACAAAUGCAAUCGGCUGGCCCGGUUACCCAGGGGGCUGCAGCAGAUGGGGAAGCUGCAGACAUGCAUUGUGAGUGAUUGCCCGGUGGUGGGGGUUGAAUGGAGGAUGGUGGUCUACCACCUGGACGAGGGAGAGCGCGCUGUGGGUGCCUCGGUGUGCGGGGAUGAUCUGGUGCCAGAGGAUGGGGAGGACGAGGAUGAGGACGGGAAUGGGAAGGAAGAGGAUGGGGAGGAAGAGGAUGGGGAGGAAGAGGAUGGGGAGGAAGAGGAUGGGAGAAAGAGGAUGGAGAGGAAGAGGAUGGGGAUGAAGAGGAUGGGAGAAAGAGGAUUGGGAGGAAGAGAAUGGGGGGGAAGAGGAUGGGGAGGAAGAGGAUGGGAGAAAGAGGAUGGGGAGGAAGAGGAUGUGAGAAAGAGGAUGGGGGGAAAGAGAAUGGGGAGGAAUGGGGAGGAAGAGGACGGGGAGGAAGAGGACGGGGAGGAGGAGGAUGGGGAGAAUGAGGAGGACGGAGAAACAGGAUGGGGAGGAAGAGUAUGGGGAGGAAAAGUAUGGGGAGGAAGAGGAUGGGGAGGAAGAGGAUGA